AUGUCCAUGCUGGGCGGAGCGGCCUAUGAAAGCACCACCACCAUCAUCCCGCCCGCGCAGGCCGACGUGGAGGAGCCGGCCAUGGAAGAAGCGGCCGACGCGGGUGCGAUGGAGGAGGAGCCGCGGGACGAGGACGAGGAGGAGGCUGCCGCGGAGCCCGCCGCGGAGGAGCCGGAGCCCGCCGCCCGGCCGCCACCGCCAGAAGUGGGGCCGCCGCCGCCCGCACCACCGGAGGGCCCGUCGCAGCCGCAGGACGAGCCGCCGCCGUCCGGAGGCGGGCCUUGCCAGCCGCCGGACGACGAGCCGCCUCGGCCGCCCGCCGCCGCCCCCCCGCCGCCGCCACAAGAAGGUGAGAACGCACCGCCGCCCGAGGGCGCCCCGGAGGCGCCCGACACCUCGCCCGCGCUCGGAGAGGGCGGGGAGCUUGCGCGGCCGCACGAAGGCUCGGCUGAGGCGGAGGGCGGCGCGCCCUCGGACGGCGAGAGCCAGUCGGAGAAAAGUCUCUGCUCUUUGAUUGUUUUUGAGCCUAUGGAGACUUUGUCGCACCCAGAGACCUCUGGUGAUUUCUGGAGACCUCCGGAGACCUUCUCCUCGCCGUGA
Prorocentrum cordatum is the source of this 600-nucleotide messenger RNA. The record is from the annotation of a GenBank genome assembly. NCBI's taxonomy places the organism in Eukaryota, Dinophyceae, Prorocentrales, Prorocentraceae.